UGUGGCCACCACCCCUAGGCUCUCCGAGAGGCUGAGCUGCGCGUCCCGGAGAGGAUUAGCAUCCAGGGAAGCAGGGAGGCCCCUUAUGCAAGGAGGUGGCUGCCUGCACGCGUAGCCGGGCCACAGGCUGGGACCCUCCUGAUGUCAGAAGGGAGUGGCCACAGGCAGUCUCGGCGUCAGCAUGAAUUCCAGGCUCCUGUCGGCCAGGGACUGGCUCAGCACCCGCCCGCCCACCUCUGAGCCUAACCUGGAGCCCGCCACGGACGGGCCCGCCUCCGAGCCCACCGCCCUCGGCCCAGAAGCCACCAGCUUUAACGACACCAGGGUGCCUGGUGUGGGCAGCGGCGCAGCCGGCGUGGGCACGAUGCUCCUGUCCUUUGGGAUCAUCACGGUGAUCGGCCUGGCCGUGGCCAUGGUCCUGUACAUCAGGAAGAAGAAGAGGCUGGAGAAGCUACGCCACCAGCUCAUGCCCAUGUACAACUUCGACCCCACGGAGGAGCAAGAUGAGCUGGAGCAGGAGCUGCUGGAGCACGGCCGGGACGCCGCCUCCGCGCAGGCCCCGCAGGGCAAGACCACCCUCCCGGCCCAGGGCCCGGUGCAGAGGCCCAGCAGGCUGGUCUUCACCGACGUAGCCAACGCCAUCCACGCGUGAGCGACCCGGGGACGGGCCUGGACCUGCUGCCACCGGCCUCAGCACCCACAGAGCUGCCUGCGCUCGGACCUGCCCGCCGAGGGCCCAGCCGCGAGGCCCCACCUGCUGACUCCAGGCUGGGCACCUGGCCUCCGCCAUCCCCUGAUGGGAGGCCCAGCGCCCUCUGUCAGGAAGGCCGAGAGCCACUGCCGGCUCCUGUGUUUUGCCCAGACCCCUCACACCCGGUCUGCUGCUCUCCGUGGAGGAAGUGGGGAGACGGGGAGAGGAGGGGAGAAGGGAGGGGAGAGGUGACCGCCCCGGUGUGGGGACAGUGUGGUGGCACCCAGGGACGGAGCUGACACUGCCCCACGGGCGAGGGAGCCAGGAGGGCCGCUCCCGCCCACAGUAGGUCCCCGUCGCAGAGCCUCCAGGAGUCUCCCCGCC
Myotis lucifugus (little brown bat) is the source of this 1075-nucleotide messenger RNA. It is a transcript of the gene CUNH3orf18, whose product is annotated as chromosome unknown C3orf18 homolog. The record is from RefSeq and is a predicted model, not a curated record. The transcript is spliced from 5 exons. NCBI's taxonomy places the organism in Eukaryota, Metazoa, Chordata, Mammalia, Chiroptera, Vespertilionidae. The coding region runs from base 182 to 652 and encodes 156 amino acids.